AUGCUAAACCUUACAGAGGAGGAUGCUGAUUCGUUUGCUAAACGUGCCGAGAUGUACUACAAGAAGAGGCCUCAGCUCGUGAACAUGAUCGAUUCAGAGGACUCAGAAAUUGAUGAUCCCGAAGAAGAAAUUGUAGCAGAGACGAAGUUAAGAACGACGCCAGAUGAAGGGAGUAACGGUCAUUUGGUGAAACUGAAACAAGAACCGGAAAGAUUCAAAGAGGAGAAUGCUAAACUUAGAGUUGAAAUAGCAGGGAAAAAUGAAGAGGAGGGAGGUCAUCAGACAGCUUGCUUUGUCUUUGGAUAUGCUGAAGGAGGAGAACGUUACCUUGUUGCAAAAAGGCGGGUCCCGCCGCCCAGCGGCCCCCUCACCCCUGCCCCACGAGUAUGAGAGGGAGUAAAUCACGGUCAUCAGACAGCUUGCUUUGUCUUUGGAUAUGCUGAAGGAGGAGAACGUUACCUUGUUGCAAAGGCGGGUCCCGCCGCCCAGCGGCCCCCUCACCCCUGCCCCACGAGUAUGAGAGGGAGUAAAUCACGGUGAAUACGGGCCCGGCGAUGACAUGGCGGUCGAAGGUGUUUAGCACGGACAGAUAUUGAUGUUAUCGCAAUUGCUGCCGCAGACCUUCGACCUCUCGACCCAUGUUGCAAGAAUACCAUGUCAUAACCGGUUGAUCCCGCCCGUGGGGGCACGUUACCUUGAGGAAAUGCCUCAAGGACAUAGAGAGAAAGAGUGGCUUCUUUGAGCUUAACAAGCUGACCAGGGAUAUGUUCUCUGGAAAGCUGUUUCGUUGGAAAUCAAAGAAUCAAACUACAAUUGUAAGUUUGGCGAACUAAAUCAAUCGA
Molecule: messenger RNA, 842 nt
Organism: Zingiber officinale
Lineage: Eukaryota; Viridiplantae; Streptophyta; Magnoliopsida; Zingiberales; Zingiberaceae
Product: protein NETWORKED 3A-like
Exons: 1
Coding region: 1-390 (129 amino acids)
Molecular function (GO): actin binding
Source: RefSeq, a predicted model, not a curated record